AUGCAGAGCGGCGGCCGAAAACGCGUGGUGUCGUCAUGUAUCCCAUGUUACAGGAAGAAGCAGAAGUGCAACCGUCGCUAUCCUUGCAAUCACUGUACUCGACGCCGGCAGCCCGAGGAGUGCACCUACCAUCCCUCGCAAGCAUCGCAGGCGCCCCAGACGGAAACCCGCCCACACGAAGACGUGCCGAUGGACCACGAUGCCCAGUCGCAAGACGUCAGCGGCAACGACGAGCCUGUCGGCGCGUCGUCGGACUGGAGCACGAGGAGGAACUCGACGCUCGGCCAGGGGAGCGACUCACUUGCCGAGUUGUUUGGAUAUGUCGAGCAUAGCGAGUCCAACACCAUGGCUCUUGUGCGUAGGUUGGGUCUGGGCGAAGACGAACACCAGAAUAAGAACCGGGACAUUCCUCUGGAGGCUUACGAUGAGAUCGAGAAGAGCAUUAGAAGACUGCCGGGUCGCGAGAUCUUCGACUUUCUGGUCCAAUACUAUGUGACCGAAGUCCAUUGGAUGGAGCAGGUAGUCUAUGCCCCGUGGUUCCUAGGACAGUACCAGAAAUGGUGGACCUUGGGACGACUGUCGGGGGUACUCGAUGUCGAAUUCGCCGUGCUCUUCCUAAGAAUAUGCUCCUACGCGUCGCAGUUCCUUCCCUCGCCGUCGUACACCAUCGACCGUAUCCGUGGCAUGCCUUUAGCCGACAUCCGCGACACAUGCCAUGAUAUCGCCGAGAAGCUGGCCGCCAUCUGCGUGCGGCUUGAUGCGAGAGGCACAUUGCUCCGUGUGCAGCACCUGUCGGUUUUGGGCUUGCAGUGGCAGUGCGAGGGCCGCAUCAAUGCCUUCUGGGAAGCCCUCAGCAACGCCGUUCGGGUAGCGCAGAGGAUUGGGCUCCAUCGAGGGCGCGCGGCAUGGAUGCACGGAAUGCACGAGUUCGACAAGGAAAUACGAUGCAGAGUGUUUUGCAACCUCUACAUCUGGGACAGUCUCCUUUCAAGGCAGCUGGACUGCAACCCCUUCCUAUCCGCCACCUUGACCUCUGACCACCUGCCGCGUAUGCAUCUCGCGCCCAAUGUCGACGAUGCUGACGCCCCCGAGGGCUACUCGGAUCGCCUGAUGCAGGCCCGUCUGGCGAAUUUCUGGAGGAGCUUCCCCCCAAGACAGGGCGCAGAAUACGAGGCGACGGUGGCCGAGGAGCGGUACGAGAAGUUUUGCGGCGACUUUUUGACGCACCUGCCGCCCGUCUUCGCGCUCGAGCCCAGCGAGGAGUGGGACGAGCGACUGCCAAAGCUUCCAUUGCAGAGGCAGAUCCUGCACGUGGCCAUAUUCGAUUCUCUCUGCUACAACUUCCGACCGGUCCUGCUGCGCGAGCCAGGCCAGGUGCAAAGCCUCCCAGCAUACAAGCAGGUGCUGGUGGCGUCACAGAGGCGGGCGCUGGCGGCGGCGGCGCUGAAGAUGCUGGACGGCGUUUCAAAGCUGCACGCCAUGCUGGGCCGCUCCCACACGCGCUUCGCCGCCAUCAUCUUGCCCACGUUCGAGGCUGCCGUCGUGCUGGUGAGCCUGACCAUGGACGGGCAGUUCCCGGGCACAAACUUGGGCGAAGACGGGCCUCUGCGCACGCUCGACGUAGAUCCACUUGGAUGGGAAAAGGCGCACUUGACGCGGGAUCGCUGCCGGCGGGCGGCGCAGGAGGCGCUUGCACGUCUUGAGAUGCUGGCAGAAGUCAGCAACAUGGCCGAGGCGGCAGCCGCCACUCUGGCCCGCCUCAUGGCCAGGAUGCCGAGCAGCGACGUUGCGCAAUGGCCCUCUCCGAGCGCUUUGGAUGAUUUCUUCGCGCACUGCUCAGCAGAUACAUUCCCCGGCUUGGAUGGUGAGCUCCCUGAUUAG
Molecule: messenger RNA, 1881 nt
Organism: Mytilinidion resinicola
Lineage: Eukaryota; Fungi; Ascomycota; Dothideomycetes; Mytilinidiales; Mytilinidiaceae
Exons: 5
Coding region: 1-1881 (626 amino acids)
Biological process (GO): regulation of DNA-templated transcription; DNA-templated transcription
Cellular component (GO): nucleus
Molecular function (GO): zinc ion binding; DNA binding; DNA-binding transcription factor activity, RNA polymerase II-specific
Source: RefSeq, a predicted model, not a curated record